Molecule: messenger RNA, 1269 nt
Organism: Xiphias gladius (swordfish)
Lineage: Eukaryota; Metazoa; Chordata; Actinopteri; Istiophoriformes; Xiphiidae
Gene: efna2a
Product: ephrin-A2a
Exons: 4
Coding region: 643-1269 (208 amino acids)
Biological process (GO): osteoclast differentiation; axon guidance; ephrin receptor signaling pathway
Cellular component (GO): plasma membrane
Molecular function (GO): ephrin receptor binding
Source: RefSeq, a predicted model, not a curated record
UCUCCGUCUACCUGGAAUGUAUUUCCCUGAGAUGCAAUAUUAGACCGAGGGCCGAGUGGACGUAGUUUUGUGCUGUGAAGAGAUUUGCGCUGCGAGGGGAGCGGAAGAAAAAAAGCGUGCGCCGCGCUCCAACACAAAUCUGGGUAAACAAAUAUGACGGCCGAUUCGGACGCCGUCUUGUGUCUGCUCAUGACUGACGAUAUCGCCGGUAGAAUUGCAAACCUCGGAUGAAUUCCGGAAGGGGAUAAAUCGUGAUUUCUCGGAGAACGGAGGGACCUGACCCAGGUAGCGCAUCCAUCUCCCCGGCUGCGCGUAAUGGGAGAAAAGUUUCGGACCUUGCAGAAGAGACGCGCUCGCAGCCACCCCGCCGACGACGCGCUUGUAGAAUAACAUGCGAAUCCUGCCCUCCAGCCCGCGGCCGACCAAGUUUGAAGCUGAAUCUCAACGAUCCGGCGAUGACCUGAAAACACCCUUGAGGGGAUCGGAACUCGCAUCGAGCCAGUCAACGAGCCGAUUUGUCCAAAGGCGCGCGGGCGGACAUUAAUGAUCUAGAGAGGAUUUCCGCAGCAGAGGCAGCAGUGCAGUGAAAGCCUGAUCCCGGUUCGAGAGACAGAGAGAGAGAGAGAGAGAGAUUCCCCCUGGAUGUCUAUGAUGAUGUGCCAGCUCGGGCAGAGGUGUGUGAUGGAGGUGGUGGUGCUGAGCAUCCUGUCCUGGGUGUCCGUGUGGGCAGAGGAGAAGAUCAUAUUUGACAGACACGCUGUCUACUGGAACAGCUCCAAUCCCAAGUUCUGGCAUGGAGAGUACAGGGUGGCAGUGAACAUCAAUGACUAUCUGGACAUCUACUGUCCUUACUACGAGGGUCCUCCGUCCCACGGUCGCAUGGAGCGCUACAUCCUCUUCAUGGUCAACCACGAGGGCUACACUUCCUGCCAGCACAGAAUGCGAGGCUUCAAGCGCUGGGAGUGCAACCGUCCCAGCGGUCCUGACGGACCCCUGCGCUUCUCAGAGAAGUUCCAGCUCUUCACUCCCUUCUCCCUAGGCUUUGAGUUCAGGCCUGGACAUGAGUACUACUACAUCUCGUCUCCUCACCCAAACCAUGUGGGGCGGGCAUGUCUAAAGCUGAAGGUGUAUGUCAGACCUCCAGAUGGGUCGGGAUAUGAUUCUCCGGAGCCCUUCCUGACUGAUGGAGGUCCAAGCUGGAGGUCAGGGUCCAUGGCCCUGUUAGCUGUUCUGGCCUCACUGCUCCUGGGACUCUUCUCCUGGCUGUGA